GGUAGUUUAUCCAGCUGUUCAAAAAUGGAAAAUACUCUGAGGCCAUGGAGUUACAGAAAAGGAAUCCUACAGUGCCUUAUUAUCAUGCUCUUUGCUUGGAAGAAAAUUUCUGGACAGAUCCAGUAUUCCAUUCCAGAAGAGAUGCACAAAGGCUCCUUUGUGGGAAAUAUUGCAAAGGACCUGGGAGUGGAUGGGAAACAGGUUUCAGAACAUGGACUCCGCAUUGUUCCUAAUGUAGGUAUGAUUCAGUAUUUUGCUUUGAAUGCCAACAAUGGUCAUUUGCAAAUUUCUGAGAGAAUUGACAGAGAGGAAAUCUGUGGAGAGACAGAGAAGUGUGUCUUAAAGUUUCAGGUUCUUAAUGAGAAUAAAUUAAAACUUUACGGAGUAGAAGUGGAAAUUAUAGAUAUAAAUGAUAAUGCCCCACAGUUCCGUGUAUUGGAACAGGAGCUGGAGAUCAGUGAGAUAUCUGCACCUGGGUUCCGAGUCCCUCUAAUGGAAGCUCGAGAUCCAGAUUUGGGCAUAAAUUCUAUACAAGGCUACCAACUCACAGGUAGUAGUCAUUUUUUCCUGGAUGUUCAAAGAGCAGAAAAUGGUGUAGUGCACACUGAACUGGUACUAAAAGAACCUUUGGACAGGGAGGAACAGUCAGUUUAUGACCUAAUCCUCACAGCUACGGAUGGAGGUGAUCCAGUCAGGUCUGGCACAGCACAAAUCAAAGUCAGAGUUUUGGAUGCCAAUGACAAUAUGCCUAUUUUCAGUCAACCCAUCUAUGAAGUGUUUGUCAAAGAGAAUAUUCCUAAAGGAUCUAUCGUACUUAUGGUAAGUGCCACAGAUCUCGAUGAAGGGAUUAAUGGAGAAGUGAAAUACUCCCUGAAGAAAAUUUCAGAAUCCGAUUUCUCAAUAUUUCUCCUUAAUUCAACAACAGGCGAAAUAACUCUCACAGGCAGACUUGAUUAUGAGGUUUCCUCUUUACAUCAGUUUGAAGUAGAAGCCAAGGAUGGGGGAGGGUUUAGUGACAGAGCAAAGAUUGUUGUCCAUGUUACAGAUUUAAAUGACAAUGCACCCGAAUUAGCUGUCACCUUUGUAACCAACUCCAUAUUGGAAAGUUUACCACCUGGAACUGUUAUUGCCAUUUUGAAUGUAAGAGACCGAGAUUCAGGAAUCAAUGGGGAAAUCACUUGCUCAGUGCCCAACAACUUCCCCUUCCAGCUGCAGAGGUCCAUUGAUAACUUUUAUAGUUUGGCCAAUGGCUCCUUGACAGGGAACAACUGUGCCAGCUUCAAUAUCACUAUCAAAGCUACUGAUCAUGGAGUCCCUCCUCUUUCUACCACCACAGUAAUUGCAUUAUAUCUUUUAGAUACAAAUGACAACCCACCAGUCUUUGAAAAGUCAGAAUACACUUUUCACUUACCUGAAAACAACAAUAGAGGAUCUCUGAUCUUUUCCUUAAAUGCAAAUGAUCUAGACUGGGAAGAGAAUGCCAGAAUAACUUAUUCCAUUACUGAAGAGCAAACAGGUGAUUUUCAUCUCUCUUCUUACCUGUCCAUUAACUCUGAGACUGGGGUUGUCUAUGCCUUGAGCUCCUUUGAUUAUGAAGAAAUCCAGGAGAUUAAAUUCCAGGUCAAGGCCCAGGAUGGGGGUUCCCCACCACUCAGCUCCAGUGUCACAGUGACCCUCUUCAUCCUGGAUCAGAAUGACAAUGCUCCAGAAAUCCUCUACCCUUCUCCUCCUACUGAUGGCUCCACUGGGAUAGAGCUGGCCCCUCGCUCCUCUGAACCAGGAUACCUGGUCACUAAGGUGGUGGCAGUGGAUGCAGAUUCCGGCCAGAAUGCCUGGCUCUCCUAUCAGCUGACCAAGGCCACAGAGCCAGGGCUCUUCACUCUGGGACUCCACACUGGAGAGAUCAGGACAGUCCGGUUCCUUCUGGAGAAAGAUGCCCUCAAGCAAAGCCUGGUGGUCUUAGUGAAGGACAAUGGGCAGCCACCUCUCUCUGCCUCUGUCACAGUCACUGUGGUGCUGGCUGACAGCAUCCCUGAAAUGCUCUCAGAUCUCACCAGCAUCUCAGCUCCUGUAGAUCCUCCUUCAAAUCUCACCUUCUACUUAGUGGUUGCAGUAGCUUUUGUUUCUUGCUUGUUCCUGACCUUCCUUCUUGUGUUAUUGGCCAUUAAGUUGUACAGAUGGAGAAAUUCUCAGCUGUUUGAGUCAGGGAAUGUCAACUUCAGUGGUGUCCCUGUCUCCCAAUUUGUGGGGAUUGAUGGAGUCCGGGCCUUUCUUCAGUCUUAUUGCCAUGAAGUUUCCCUGACCACAGGUUCUAGGAAGAGCCAGUUUAAUAAUUCCAAGGUAAAUUAUUCAGGUACUUUGAGCAAUCAACAGACUUGUGAUGGGAAAGAUCCUAUUCUUUCUGGUGAAGAUCUAAAUCUUACUAAUGGUGAACCUGUUAUAGACCAGGUGAGUGGACAAUUUUAG
Molecule: messenger RNA, 2466 nt
Organism: Sceloporus undulatus (fence lizard)
Lineage: Eukaryota; Metazoa; Chordata; Lepidosauria; Squamata; Phrynosomatidae
Product: protocadherin gamma-A6-like
Biological process (GO): homophilic cell-cell adhesion
Cellular component (GO): plasma membrane
Molecular function (GO): calcium ion binding
Source: RefSeq, a predicted model, not a curated record